AAAUCCUGCUUUUAUGCCCCUUCAAGUUCACCUUCCAGGACAACAUAGAGUAACAUUUCGAGAUAAUGAAGUUAUACAAAAUGUGAUUGAACAUGCUAAUUCAGAGAAAACUACACUCACAGCUUGGUUUCAUGCUAAUAAUUCUUAUUCUGAAGCCAGAACACUAACAUAUGGAAAUUUUCCGACUCACUGGCAUGGAAGAUGUCUUACUGAUUUUCCUAAAAUGCCAUUACCAACUAUCCUUCCCAACUCAGAACACCAUAAUAAUCUAAUUACUGAAGAACUAAAUUAUAAUAUUGCCGACCUUACGCAGAUCGUCGAAAAUGGA
Molecule: messenger RNA, 328 nt
Organism: Cetraspora pellucida
Lineage: Eukaryota; Fungi; Glomeromycota; Glomeromycetes; Diversisporales; Gigasporaceae
Source: the annotation of a GenBank genome assembly